AGGUGCUGGGGAGCCGCCUGGAGAGGCAGGCUGCCUGGGACAUGAGACUGGCAGAGUGGGAAUAGGCUGGCCCUCGGCAGGGCCCACCCGGAGCACCAGUCCUCUCCGAGGCACCCACACCUUGGGGAGCUCACCAUGCUGCUGUGGGUCCCACAGAUGCUGCUCACCUUGCUUCUGGGCAUGCUCCUGACACAGGGAGAAGCCAGGCACAGCGGGGGCCUCCAGGCCCAUAAUACCUCCAGGCCCGCUCUGGGGAGGCUGUCAGAUUACCUCUUGACCAACUAUAAGAAAGGCGUGCGACCCGUGCGGGACUGGAGGAAGCCAACUACUGUAUCCAUCGACGUCAUUGUCUAUGCCAUCCUCAGUGUGGACGAGAAGAAUCAGGUCCUGACCACCUACAUCUGGUACCGGCAGUACUGGACUGACGAGUUUCUCCAGUGGAACCCCGAGGACUUCGACAACAUCACCAAGUUGUCCAUCCCCACGGACAGCAUCUGGGUCCCCGACAUUCUCAUCAACGAGUUUGUGGACGUGGGGAAGUCUCCAGAUAUCCCGUAUGUGUAUGUCCGGCAUCAUGGUGAGGUCCAGAACUACAAGCCCCUCCAGGUGGUGACCGCCUGUAGCCUGGACAUCUACAACUUCCCCUUCGACGUGCAGAACUGCUCACUGACCUUCACCAGCUGGCUGCACACCAUCCAGGACAUUAACAUCUCCCUGUGGCGCUUGCCAGAAAAGGUGAAGUUCGACAAGAGUGUCUUCAUGAACCAAGGCGAGUGGGAGCUUCUGGGAGUGCUGACCCAGUUUCGGGAGUUCAGUAUCGAAAGCAGCAACUGCUAUGCAGAAAUGAAGUUCUACGUGGUCAUUCGCCGGCGGCCCCUGUUCUAUGCUGUCAGUCUCCUGCUGCCCAGCAUCUUCCUGAUGGUCAUGGACAUCGUGGGCUUCUACCUGCCCCCGGACAGUGGGGAGAGGGUCUCCUUCAAGAUCACACUCCUCCUGGGCUACUCUGUCUUCCUGAUCAUUGUGUCUGACACGCUGCCAGCCACGGCCAUCGGCACUCCCCUCAUUGGUGUCUACUUUGUUGUGUGCAUGGCUCUGCUGGUGAUAAGCUUGGCUGAGACCAUCCUCAUCGUGCGACUGGUGCACAAGCAAGACCUGCAGCAGCCUGUGCCUGCCUGGCUGCGGCACCUGGUCCUCGAGAGAGUUGCCCUGCUGCUUUGCCUAGGGGAGCAGUCAACUUCCCAUAGGUGCCCAGCCACCUCCCAAGCCACCAAGACCAAUGAGUGCUCAGACAUGGGAAACCACUGCAGCCACGUGGGAGGACCUGUGGACUUGGACAGGACCCAGAGGGGCAGAGGCAGCCCUCCCCCACCAGUGCGGGAGGCCUCCCUGGCGGUGCGUGGGCUGCUGCAGGAGCUGGCCUCCAUCCGGCACUUCCUGGAGAAACGGGAGGAGAGCCGAGAGGUGGCCCGCGACUGGCUGCGCGUGGGCUCUGUGCUGGACAGGCUGCUUUUCCGCAUCUACCUGCUGGCGGUGCUGGCCUACAGCAUCACUCUGGUCACACUCUGGUCCAUCUGGCAGUAUUCCUGAUGGGUAUAGCCCAGCAGGGGAAGGUCCUGCUUAGGAUGGGAUGGGAGAAUUUCAGGGCCCAGGGGAUGCCAAGGACGUUCUCAAGACACAUGUACAGUUCCAUCCCUGUUUCCAAUGCCAAUUCAUCUCUGCAAUCCCAAACCUGGGCCUCAGCUCUUCCCCUCAAACCUUGAUGUUCAAGACCCUUACGUCCUCUCCCCCCCACAUACCUGCCCAUUAUGGUUUUAAAACCUGUUGUCUUAGAUUAAGAGAAGCCUGUGCAUCCCCUAACUUCAUUCUAUAUAUCUAUGCAUCAAGCCUCAGUUUCCCCAGGGGCACCUCCCUGAAUAAGAUACUUUAGAAUUCUGCUCAUCUCCCUCAACCUUGUUUUUAGAAACUGAAGGCAAACCAACUCUCUGCUACUGGGGCCUGGUAACUCUGCAUUAGGUUUAUCUAACACUAAUAUCUCCCUCUUUAUCUCACCUAUGACCUC
Messenger RNA from Rhinolophus ferrumequinum (greater horseshoe bat), 2059 nucleotides. It is a transcript of the gene HTR3A, whose product is annotated as 5-hydroxytryptamine receptor 3A. Gene Ontology annotation, biological process: signal transduction; regulation of membrane potential; chemical synaptic transmission. The coding region runs from base 136 to 1587 and encodes 483 amino acids. Gene Ontology annotation, cellular component: synapse; neuron projection; postsynaptic membrane. The record is from RefSeq and is a predicted model, not a curated record. NCBI's taxonomy places the organism in Eukaryota, Metazoa, Chordata, Mammalia, Chiroptera, Rhinolophidae. The transcript is spliced from 9 exons. Gene Ontology annotation, molecular function: transmembrane signaling receptor activity; neurotransmitter receptor activity; extracellular ligand-gated monoatomic ion channel activity.